CCCCCGCCCCAAAAACGCGCAAGCGUGCUGCCUGUGUUUUCCUCGAUUAUUCAAACCAGCAAAGCCCACGCGGGCUGUGAACGUCAAACGGAUGAAUGGACGAUGUUGUCACGCACGUUGAACGUUUUUUUCAGUGCCCUCAAGCCGACAAAGGAAAAGCAGAGUGCACUGAGCUUGCUGAGGAAGAAGCUCUUUCCAUUCAACAACGGAAGAUGCGCACUCGCGUAGAGCCUGCUUCUUAUGGAAGCCGGCCAGAGUCACUCCGCACAGAACAGUUUCCACCCUCGCGGCACUACCAUCAUGCGAUUGUCGUGCAGCCGUCACGACAUAAAACAGUCAUGACGGGUGACUGUCUGAAAAGCGUCAAGUAUCUCAUGUUAAUCCUCAAUACCUUCUUUUUUGUGGCAGGGGUUUUACUCUUGGGUGUAGGAUUGCUGGUGGUGUUGGGCACGAGAAUUGUAGGUGACCUGAUCGAGACACACCCCUUGCUCUCAAAAGUCCUCCACUUUGUGAUGGCCGUCGGAUCCUUGCUCUUCCUUCUGGGCUUCCUGGGCUGGUGCGGAGCCCUCCGUGAAAAUAGAUGUGUGCUCCUUCUCUAUUUCGCGUUCAUCACCUCUAUCUUCUUAGCACAGCUAGGUUUUGGGAUUUUUGCCUUCACACAGUGGGGAACGUUAUCUCAAGAAUCGUUAAGUGCGACGUUAGUCUCUAAAUAUCAGCACGAAAACUUGCAAGACCAUUACACAGCGGUGUGGAGGAAAAUUAUGCAUGAUUUCAGCUGUUGUGGCAUAAGAGGCGCCUCAGAUUUUCCAAGCAAAGUUCCCCUCGCCUGCUGCAGGAGACGCGCCACCACGUGCGACAAGACCACCGCAUAUGAAUCGGGUUGUUUCGAAGCACUCUACAAUUCCUACACCAUUUACAUGUAUACCGCGGGAGCAUUGGUCAUUAUAGUGAUGAUCUUUGAGCUCAUAUCCUUGUCCAUUUCGAUGUGCCUCUUCAGGGGACUCCGGCCUAAUUAGUCUCUUUUGGACUCCCCCUCCCCCAGAAAAAUAAUGAAUAUGUGACGAAUGACGAAAAUCAAGACCUGUAAAUACGUUGAAGUCAUUUCAAUUGUUUGGUUGGAUGUAGAAAAAAAAAAACCCCAAAAAAC
This is a messenger RNA of Hippocampus comes (tiger tail seahorse), 1147 nucleotides long. Its product is annotated as tetraspanin-18-like. The coding region runs from base 96 to 1016 and encodes 306 amino acids. The transcript is spliced from 9 exons. Lineage: Eukaryota; Metazoa; Chordata; Actinopteri; Syngnathiformes; Syngnathidae. The record is from RefSeq and is a predicted model, not a curated record. Gene Ontology annotation, cellular component: plasma membrane.